Molecule: messenger RNA, 2232 nt
Organism: Triplophysa dalaica
Lineage: Eukaryota; Metazoa; Chordata; Actinopteri; Cypriniformes; Nemacheilidae
Gene: trim101
Product: tripartite motif containing 101
Exons: 10
Coding region: 207-1490 (427 amino acids)
Molecular function (GO): zinc ion binding
Source: RefSeq, a predicted model, not a curated record
CGCUUCAGAGGGCCCACUGCCCAGAUUAAGCACGGCCAGAUCCACCGCCCUGUGCUUCAAGAGAUUAAAAAAUCAUAUCAGAAAACAGUAAGGCGAGACGGCACAGAGAUAUGAGGACGGUCAGAACUGAUCAACAAAUCCUAGUGGCUUUACAUCUUACCCUUUCAUUUCUGCAGUAAGGGUUUGGGCCGUGAGGGCACACAGUCAUGUCUCUUCCGCUGGAUAUGUGCUCUGAUCGCAGGGACUCGUUGGGGACUCUUAAGAAACAACUCAUUUGUCCCAUCUGUCUGGAGGUGUUCACAAAACCAGUGGUCAUGCUGCCCUGCCUCCAUAACCUUUGUCGCAAAUGUGCCAACGAGUUGUACCAGCCGUCUCUCUUAAAGGUUGGUGUUGGACGCUUCUGCUGCCCUUCCUGUCGUCAUGAGGUCGUCCUGGAUCGCCACGGAGUUUAUGGACUGCAGCGCAAUUUACUUGUUGAGAACAUCAUUGAUGUUUACAAGCAGGAGUCUGCAAGCUCCAGGCCUCCACCGAAGCCUCUUGCGCAGCCGACUUGUGAGGAACAUGACGAUGAGAAGCUUAAUAUUUAUUGCAUCACGUGUCAGGUGCCCACCUGCUCUCUCUGCAAGGUGUUUGGCGCACACAAGAACUGCCAAGUCACUCCUCUAUCUGAUGUCUAUGGGCAACAGAAAACUGAACUCAAUGAUGGAGUAGCCAUCUUGGUGUCCACAAAUGACCGUGUCCAAGCUUUUAUUAAUGAGCUGGAGGAAAUCUGCAGGAACAUAGAGGAGAACAGCAGGAUCCAAAAGCAGAUUCUAUGUGAGAAGUUUGACAGCAUGAGGGCUAUUCUGGACGAACGUCGUAAGAUCAUGACUCAACAAAUAAGCUAUGAGGAGAAGGAAAAGACUGGCUGGACCCAAUCUUUAGUGCAAACAUACACUAGCCAUCUAGACACAAACUCAAAACUGGUACAGGCAGCACUUAAAGCUAUUGAAGAGCCAGAGAUGGCAUCUUUUGUGCAGCCCUCAAAAGAUCUAAUUGAGAAGGUUUGUAAAGCCUCCACAUGCUUCACUCUGGAGACCCUGGAACCUGGAUAUGAAAAUAUGGACCACUACAAGGUGGACUUUAGAGAAGAGGAGCGAGUGCUCCAUCAGCUAGAUUUCAUUAAGUUUGAAGAGGAAGUGGAGGAGACGCCCGAUGAACCAGAACCAGAACCCGAGUGUGAACCUGCACCAGUGCCAACCCCAGAACCUGAUCCUGAACUAGACCAGGAUCUAAAAUUAGAGGACUCAGACAUGAGAAACCAUAUCCAAGAAACAACUGAGAAUACAUGGGAACAAGCAGACAUCUGUUCAGAUGUCAAAAAGGAGCCUGUGUGUGAGAGGCAUGGGUUUAGCACCCAGCAGGCUGUCACCCUCAUCUUUUACUUCCUGUGCUUUCUGGUCAUCCUACAGCGAGUGUGGGGAAGCAUUCAGUGUCUCAUUUGUUUAUAGUGGCGGUGAGGAGGCACAGUCACCAGACUGUGACCUCUGCUCUAAAAGGACAGCAGCCUCCUGCGGUCACCAGUGAGUCUAUGCAUCUCAGCUUCUCUUUCUGCUGGCUCAACGCUCUCGCCAAAAGGAAGUGACCGCUCAGCUCAAAGCAGGAAUGUCUUGCUAUCAUCCUGUUCUGUAUGCUAUCUCAUCCAUUUCCUGACGCAAACCCUGUGUGAUCCAUUUUAAUGAAGCACAUCUCAAUAAUGUCUAUUUUGUCUUCUAUUGACUUACAGUGUCAAUGAUAAUUCUACAGAACCAUCGGUAUAAUAUAUAUAAUAUAAGUCAAAGAUAAGAUCAGUAUCCCUCCCCUCACCCCCUCUAGAUUAGUACACCAUCCCAAUUCUACAUUGACUUCUUAGAUUUGGUUGUCAUGAGAUAGAUGGCUAAUGUAACAUUUAGUGUUUUAAAGUGAUGUUGUAUUAGAUACAUUAUAGACAACUUUAUAAGACGUAAUUCUGAUCCAGAAGAAAAUUUUGAACAAAACAAAACACAACCAACAAAACAUAAACAACUGAAUCAAAAUGUUAAAUAAAUCUCUUUAAGGUUUAAAAUAAAAAAUAAAUACAACUGUAACUGGAUGCCUCUUGACCAGUGUUUACAUUUUGCGAAGUGAUCUAUAAGACUCCAGCAGUUUGAUUCUUGGUUAGUUAUGCUUUGUGAAAGAGAAGAGUUUUUGGCUAAAUAAAUUAAAACAAACUAA